Molecule: messenger RNA, 1551 nt
Organism: Grosmannia clavigera kw1407
Lineage: Eukaryota; Fungi; Ascomycota; Sordariomycetes; Ophiostomatales; Ophiostomataceae
Product: protein kinase domain containing protein
Exons: 2
Coding region: 1-1551 (516 amino acids)
Biological process (GO): peptidyl-serine phosphorylation; peptidyl-threonine phosphorylation
Molecular function (GO): ATP binding; protein serine/threonine kinase activity
Source: RefSeq, a predicted model, not a curated record
AUGGCGCGCGCCCCGGAUCUAAGUGAGCAGUUGGUGAAAGUCAAAUGUAUGGAGGGCAAAAAGUUCGUGCCGCUUGACAUUCUGGAGAAAGUCGUCACCGUGGACAACGUCGCAAAGCAGCUUGAAAUCCUAAGCAGAGGCCAGUCCGAUUUUACGGAGAAGGUGGACGAGGGUCUGCCCAAGAAGGUGGUGCAGCAAGCGAGCAAGGUGUUUGCUGUUCUUUUGCUCAUGGAAAAGACUGAAUAUAUAGAAUCCCUGCUCGAGGCCGAUCUUUCAGACCGGUAUCUUCCACUUUCAAUUGACCAAACGGGCGAGAUUCUAAAGUCAUGCGACGGCUCCACACUCUUUUCGUUUGGGAACUGGUCACGGCUAAAAAAGGGAGACUUUGAAGACGAACAGCAGUGGCUGUUUCUGGCGCCCGUGCUGGACACGAGUGGUCAGCUCCUCAAACUCGACCCAAGAUGCCCAUUACCCUUCAUAGAUUCAAGCAUCAAGGAAACAGGGGGGGCCGGAAUCAUCCAUCACGCCCGAGUGCACGAAGCACACCAGCGAGGCUACGUUGAGGAAACAUUCGAUCUACAAGUCGCCGUAAAGCAGUUUGUCAAAAGAAAAGAAUUCGAAACGGAGAACAAGAACCUUCAGAGUAUCAAAUUCCUUCAGCACAAGCACAUCAUCCGGCAUCUCGUCAGCAUCAAUCAGGGCAACGGCUUCACCGUCUUCCCGUGGGCCGACCGCGGAAACUUGCACCAGUUUUGGGAUGCCGCGUACGACCAGGAGAUGUCCACCGAGUACGCCUUGUGGGCUCUACAGCAGAUGCAGGGUCUGGCUGCUGCAGUUGAUAUGCUCCACCAGACGUUCAACUGCCGCCAUGGGGACCUGAAGCCCGGCAAUAUACUCUGCUUCACACAGGGCGUCAGCAGCGGCAAUCGAUCGCCCCUGCCCACUCUCAAAAUUGCUGACUUUGGCAUCUCGCGCAUCCACACCGCCCAGACCAUGAUGAGAGAUCAAAAGACAACCACGAUGUUUUUGACUCCUGCAUACCAGGGCCCCGAAGUCGAAUUUGAGGAGAUCAAUGACGAGAAACCACAUCCCCGGUCGCGCAAGUAUGACAUUUGGUCUCUGGGCUGCAUCUACCUGGAGUUCAUGAUCUGGUUCCUGUACGGACCAAACAUGGUGUACACGUUUGACAUCACGAGGGGCACCACCGAGGGGAGCAAGCGCAGCAACCCGUCAAGUCCGUGGUAUGAGGUUACCAACAGGGCAGCGAAGAUGGCCAAGGUUCACCAGCUCGUUGCGUGGACGAUUGAGAACAUCCAAAACGAUCCGCGAUGCAUGGGAGACACCGUGCUGGCCACCCUAAUUGGCAUCAUCAGGGACCAUAUGCUGCAGCCAGACGUCAACAAGCGCCUAUCGGCUGGGGAGAUCAGCCAUAAGCUGGAGGGGCUGGCCUUGGAAGGAGAGAAGCAUCCGGAUUCUCUUCUCCACACCUGCAGCGGGGAGACUCCUAAACUCGACUUCAAAACCUUCAUAUUCGAGUGGCCCCCAGUUUAG